Messenger RNA from Ficedula albicollis (Collared flycatcher), 1377 nucleotides. RefSeq names its product cuticle collagen 2C-like. Lineage: Eukaryota; Metazoa; Chordata; Aves; Passeriformes; Muscicapidae. The record is from RefSeq and is a predicted model, not a curated record. The coding region runs from base 344 to 712 and encodes 122 amino acids. The transcript is spliced from 4 exons.
UCCAUCCAUCCAUCCAUCCAUCCAUCCAUCCAUCCCUUGGCGCCGGGAGCUGGAGUCGCCGCCCUCCAUCGCCUGUGUUUAUUAUCCCUGUGGGACCUUUGUGCCGCCUGGGAGCGGAGUGUUGGCGUUUUUCGCGUGUCCGUGGUGACGGCGCGGUGACAGCGCGGUGACAGCGCUGCGGUGUCGCCCCUGCCCGCCACACCCCUGCUCACCGGGGCGGGGCCCCGCUAUUUAACGGGCGCCUCUCAGCCCGGAGAGCCGUGCCGGGCACGGAGAUCCCCAGCGCUUCCGGCAUUGUCUCUUCUGGGAACUUUUCCGCAGAUUUGCUUGGAGACCACUGAGGAUGUGUGAUCCCAACCAAGGCCCGCCACGACCACACCUUGCUGUGUGCCCCCCCGCCCCUCCGGGAUACGCUGGUCCUGGCACAGGUCCCUACCCUGGUGGCAUUGCAGUUUGCCCUGCUGCCCCUCCGGGACACCCCGGUCCUGGCACAGGUCCCUACCCUGGCGGCGUGGCAAUCUGCCCCCCGUGCCCUGCUCCACCUGGCCAGCACCCCUAUGGGCACCCCCCGUCAGGGCAUCAUCCCCAAGGGCACCAGGAGCACCACAAGAAGCACCAUAAGAAGCACCAUAAGAAGAAGCACUGCCAGCACCAUGAGGGCAAGCCCUCUGGUGGCUCGAGCAGCUCAAGCAGCAGCUCUGACUCUGACUGAACAUCUGGCAUGUCCCACCUGCUCUGCGGUGAUCAGCAAAACGUGAAGCCAAACUUCUCAUGGGAACCCUCUGCAUGUCGCUCCCCUCUCUACCCCUUUCCCUUGGAGCAGUGUUUUGCCUGCUGAGUGAUUUUUCUUGUGUGUAGCUUAUAAAUUCUUUUACCUGGAAUCUCCGAGUCAAUGGACAGUAUUUCCACCCUCUAUCUUUUGGGAGAGCCUGCUGAAAGUCAUCACAUGCUGUUUUCCAGUCUGCUGCUGUGUGUUUUUUACUGGGCAGUGAUGCUGGCUACUAACAUGGAUCCCAUCAAACUCCUUACAUGUUGUGUGAGCUUUCUCAGGUGUAGCAGAGGGAGUGGCUGGGGGAUGCUGUAAUUAUGUGGGCUACCAUCAUCCAUGCCAGGGUAAUAAUUUAUAGGAAAGAGCUUACCAUGGCAGAGGAAUUCUCCCAUGAACAGAUAAGGAGCAUGAACAGCUGGAGGUAUUCAAGAGCAGUGCUUGGAGCAAUCUGCGUCCCUGCCCAUGGCAGGAGGAGUGGAAUGAGAUGGUCUUUCAGUUCCCUUCCAACCUAAACCAUUCUGUGAUUCCAUGAUUAUCUGGAUUUACCAGUUUGAAACCAGUAGAAUCAACUGCUCACUGAAAAGAAUUUUUAAAAUCCCCACAACUAC